Molecule: messenger RNA, 7980 nt
Organism: Closterium sp. Naga37s-1
Lineage: Eukaryota; Viridiplantae; Streptophyta; Zygnematophyceae; Desmidiales; Closteriaceae
Source: the annotation of a GenBank genome assembly
AUGUGUGGGUUUUGUCGAAUCUCUUUCUGUUCUCGGCUGAUGAAGGAGAUCAAGCUCGCCAUAGACAGUGGGUCAGCGCCCGCUACAGUCACGGCCCCGCCGCACCCGCUGGCGCUGCGGUGGAUCAACUACCAGCGCGAGAAGGAGUUCAUGGCCAACAAAGAGCUCUCCCUCCCGGCCGUUCACUUAUUUCGUGCCGGGAGCAGCUUUAUUUACCGCGGGCCACUCACAGCGCGCCACGUGUUGCAGGCUGCGGCGCGUGGGAUGGCGAUCCAGGAGGAUUGGCUGCCGAUUCGGAGGGUCGGGAGCUGGGAGGAGUUGGUACGGGUUGGGAAUGGGUCGAGAGUGGUGCUGGCGCUUGUGGAGCGGUGCGGGUGGUAUGAGGAGUUUUUUGGGGAUGGGGCGCGUGGUGGGGGUGAGGGGAAGGGGGAGAGGAGGGAGGGGGGAGAGGAGCAAGAAGGGAGAAGGGAGGAGAAAGGGGACGAGGAGGAGAGAGAGGAGGGGAUGGAAGGGAGAAUGGGUAAGGAUAGCAGGAAGGAGGAGAGCCAGGGGGAAGAAAGCAGGGGUGAGGAUAGCAGGGGUAAGGAGAGCAGGGGUAAGGAGGAGAGCAAAGGGAAGGGAAUUGUGGCAGUGAGUAGUAGCAAGGGGCCUGUUUGUGAGGCAGACAUGGGUGAAGGAGCAUCAUCGCCACCACCACAAGAGGCACCUGCAUUGAUGCAGUGCACUGUUCAUGAAGGCAAGGAGGAAGAGGGUCACUCAGAGCAAGCCUCGGAACAAAGCUUUAAACAAGGCCCGGAGCAAGGUUUGGAACAAGGCCCGGGGCAAGGCUCGGAACGAGGUGUGGUGAGAAGCAACGGCGAGGAGAGCUCCCAUGAGGGGGUUGCUGCUACUGCUGAGUUGACUGAGGGGCCUGCACGUGGUGCAGUCAACAAGUUAGUGAGCGGCGUCGAUGAUAGGCCAAAGGGUGCAGGAGAGAAUAGGGCAGGGGAGACGCGAGAUGAACAGCUGGAGGAACCUUUAGAAGAACCUUCAAAGGAGCCUUCAGAAGAACCUCCGAAGGGCAUUUCUGAGGAUCGAUCGACUGAAGCUUCAGAGAAGAACCUGAAGGGGGAGCCUCAGGAGCCCCAGAAGCGGUUAACGGAAGGAGCGUCAUCGUCAUUAUCGAAAUCCGCGGCGGCACUGUCAGGGGGGUGGGUGGAGUGUGGGAGCGAGCAUGCGAGGAAGGAGUUGAAGCGUGUGGUGGGAGAGUUGAAGACAGUGGUGCAGGGGCACGCGCUGACUCCCUCCCAGGCUGUGGUUGUGCUCGUUUCAGACCCUCUUCUUGCCGCACAGGUGCUGGGGAAGGUGGAUGGCACAAGAGGUGGUAAAGUAGGGGAAGAAAACACUAGACAGCACGAGAGGCAAGAGAUUGAGGGGCAGCAAGAGCAGCAACUCCAGAAGCAGCAGCAGCAGCAGCAGCAGCAGCAGCAGCAGCAGGAAGAGGAGGAUCAGCAGGAGGGGCAGCAGGAACGAGUGCUGGGGGAAAACCAAAAGCGUCAACAUCAGGAGAAGCAGGAAGGGCAGCAGAAAAAAGCAAUGCUUGAGAAGCUAGCAGAGGCUAAAGCGGAGAAGGUGGGGAGGGCGCGAGGGUGGUUUGAAUACCCAUGGCCAUCGGAACCGCAGCAGUCCGGAGAGACCCUGUCCGUAGAAGACUGGAUGCAGAGCCUUCCCCGACCUGUUGUUCAGGAGGUUACCCCGGACGCCUACAGCUCAUCUUUCAACUCCAAGCGCCCGUCUGUGCUUCUAUUCCUAGACUCUUCCAUCCCCGCCUCUCUUCCCGCAACUCCCAAGUCUUCCUCCUCUUCGUUCUCAGCCGUUUCAACAGCAUCAGCAGCCAAAGCAGCAGCUGCAGAAGCAGCAGCAGCAGCAGCAGCAGCAACCACAACCUCCUCCACUGUUGGCAAAGAAGCAGCACCAGGAGCACAAGAAGCAGCAGCACCAACAGCAGCGGCAGCAGCAGCAGCAGCAGCAGCAGAAGCAGCAGGAGCGGCGACUGCUGCUGCUGCUGACGCUCUUCUGAGAGUGGCACGGGUGUUUGCACGAGAGGAGGAGGUGAAACGACGAGCAGCAGCUGUUGCCGUGGCUGCAGCAGCACGAAUGAGGAAACGUGCAGCUGCUUCAGGGGCCAAUCGCACUGCUUCUACUGCCCAAGAUGCUGCUGAUGCUGCAGCUAAAUCUGCUUCGACUCUUCAUGGUAGAGGAGGAGGAGAAAGGGCAGGGGGAGGAGGAGAGAGAGGAGGAGGAGGAGGGGAAGGAGGAACAGGGGUAGAAGACAAGAAGGGGGGUCAGUUGGUGCUUGAGGAUGGGGGAGGGGCAGGGGGGACGGGGAGGCCGGGGGCAGGAGGCGCAGGUCUUGUGAGGGCGGAUGCUAGGCUGCUGCAGGUGCUGCAACACGCGUUGCAACAAGGAGGGUUGCAAGGGUUGGGUGCUGCGCUGCAGCAGCAGCAGCAGCAGCAGCAGCAGCAGCAGCAGCAGCAGCAGAAGGAGAAGGAGAGAGCGCAGGGAGGAAUAUUGCAGCAGGUGCAGCAGCAGUUGCAGCAGCAGACGCAGGAAGGGCAGCAGGCAGAGCAAGGAGUGCAGGUGCAAGUACUGCAGCAGCAGCAGCAGCAGCAGCAGCACUUAGUGACGAUACAGUUGGGUCCACAGGAGCUUGCGGCUGGUGAUCUGGGGUCAGUGCUUCGAGCCGCGAUGCAACAACAGGGGCAGGUGCAGCAGCAAGGAAAGGUGGGAGAGAUUCAAGAAGAGGGAGAGAGGCAACACGAUGCAGAGUUGCAACAAGAGAAGCAGGCAGUGGGGGCAGUGCAACAGCAGCUGCAAUCGCUGCAGCAAGCACUGGUGCAGGAACAGGGGCAGCAGCAGGAGGGGAAUCAGUGGGUGCAACCCACAGAUGAAUAUGGGACUAGGGUGAUUAAGAAGGGCAAGGAAGAGCAUGCUGAAGGUGGGAAUAAAGUAGCUGAUUACGGGAGGGAGAUUGUGCAGAAGGAAGAGCGUUGUAUAGGUGGAAACAAUGAAGCUGAUGCUGGGAAUGGGGAGAUUACGGAGGAGAGGGAAGAGCAUGUGAAAGAUGCGGAUGAGGCGCUUAGUGGCGAUGGCAGCAACGAAGUUAGGGAGGCCUAUAAUGAAUUGGAGGGUGCGGAAUCGGGGGCUUUUGGGUUGAAUGUGUUGAGUGAUGGGAAGGUAAGGCAGGGAGACAAGAAUGAGGUGAGCAGGGAAAAGAAGGGGGAGGAGGGAAAAGGUGAGGAGGUUGAAGCAAAGUGUAGAAUGGAGGAGGAGGAGGGUAGCGAGGGCGUUUGCCGACCACUGCAACAGGUGUCGGAAGCAGGGACUGAUGAGCCAGAAGGGGUAACCCAAGAUGACCCUGCUGCUGCUGCUGCUACUGCUGGUGGUGGUGGUGCUUCUGCUGCUGCUGCUUCUGCGAGUGCUGGCACUGGUGCCAUUCCUACCAUGGAGUGGGAGGAUCUGAUGGGGCCAGAGGCGGAGGAGAAGUGGAUAGACGACCUGCCCUUCUCCUUCUUCAUUGUGGACCGGGAUGACGCUCUAAGAGACCGGCUCAUCCCACCCGUCCCUGCGCAUGCACCUCCCUCCGUCUCUUCCUCCCCCACCUCCUCCUCCUCCAACGUUUCCUCUUCCUCCUCUUCCCCCUCUUCCCCCUCUUCCCCCUCGUCCACCUCUAAUCCCUCUUCCUCCUCCGCACCCACGUCCUCUCCCUCUCCCCCACUCUCUGCCGACCUCCCUGCUCUCGCUGUCCUCCACCCCUCGCAAGACUCAGUCUUCCUCUACCCUGGCACUCCCACGGACGCAGCAUCUCUCCUCUCCUUCCUCCGCGCAAUCUUACAGGGCCGAGUGCAGCGAUCCUCCCGCUCCUCCCCCCGCCCCCCUCCCCCUCGCCACACUCCCCCUGUGCCGUUUCUCAACACGGAUUUCCGGGAGAUUGAGGGGGUGGAGAGGGUGUGUGCGCAGGAUUUUAUUCACCUGCUGCGGGAGCGGCGGGGGGAGUAUGAGCGGGUGAUGGGGCAGUGGCGGCGGUGGCGGCAGCAGCAGCGGUGGGUGCGGGAGCAGCGGCGUUUGGUGAGGCGGCAGAGGAGAUGGCGGAGGGAGGUGAAACAGCAACAGGCAGGGUUGAAGGAGGAAGUCAGGAGAGGGGACGGUGGAGGAAAGGAGGAAUCAGGGAAUCAUCAGCAGCAGCAACAGCAGCAGAAGCAGGAGCAGCAGCAGAAGCAGGAGCAACAGCUGCAGCAGAAGCAUGAGCAGCAGCAGCAGCAGCAGCAAGUGCAUGCACAAAAUACUGGUGCUGCUGCUGCAGCUGCUUCUUAUCAGGUGGACCCACGGCCUCUGGCACUACUACUGACCACCCCUUGGUGUGGCUUCUGCCGGCGCAUUGAACUCGCCUUCCGAGAAGCCCACCGCGCUCUGCUCAUGCUCCCAGCAGUGCCAGCACAGCAGCAGCAAGAGCAGCAGCAGCAGCAAGAGCAGCAGCAGCAGCAACAGCACCAGCAGCAGCAGAAGAAGCAGCAACAGCAAAGUGCGUCAACUGAGAGACAAACAGAGACAGUGGUGGGAGCAGCUGCAGCAGAUAGUGCUGAGAAUAAAAUUUCAGCCUUCCCUGUCGUCGCGCUGAUCCCUCCCUUGCCAACACUUCCGCCACCCACUGCAAGCACCACCACCACCACCCUUGAUCCUGCUUCGAACGCCACCACCGCUUCCUCUUCUCCUUCUUCUUCCACACCCGCUCAUCCUUCUGCUGAUGCGCCUAACCAUUUCAACUCCACCACACCUUCCAUACCUGCUGCUGCUGCUGCUACUGCUACUGCUGCUGCUGCUGCCCCUGCUGCAGCUGGGGGUGGUGGAGACGGGGUAAGGAAGGGAGAGGGGGAGGUGGUGAGGGGAUUGCAGAGCAAUGAGGAGAUGGGAGCGAGGGAUACAGAGGAGGCGAGCGAGGAGAGAGAGGUGGCAAAGGAGGGACGGAAUGUAGGCAAAGAGGUAGGGGAGGGGCACGAGGAAGCAGAAGAGGAGGAGGACGAGAAUGAGGGAGAGGAGGAGGAGGAGGAUGAGGAGGAGGAUGAAGAGGGUUAUGCGGAGGGGGAAGGGGCAGCAAGGGGGAAUGAUGCGAGUGUGCCAGUGAUGUACCGAGGCCCACAUGCAGUGCGCCCCUUCAUUGCCUUCCUUCUCAACCACACCACCCUUCCCCCAGCCGCUGCCUCUCGAAUCUUACAAGUCCUACUAGCCACACGCGAACGCCCGACCAUGGUGGGUGGGGCAUCGUGGCCGCACCAGCCACUCACCCAAGACAGCACGGUUGCAUUGACAGAGGGAGCGGUUGGGAUGGGUGGAGAGAGGCAGAGAGUGGCCGUAGACGCAGCAGAGGAAAAGGGGGCUGCAGAUCAGGAGGACGGAGGAAGAGAAAGAGAAGAUGGAGAGGAGGAAGAGGAGGAGGAGGAAGCAGAGAAAGGGGAGGAAGGUGAAGAGAAGGAGGAGCGCGUGGGCAACCAGAGUUUUACCAAGGAGGAGGGCGAGGUGGAGGAGGAGAGGAGGGAGGGGAGGGAGGGGCGGGGUGAGACUGAGAGUGGGGAAGGGAGGAAUGGAGUGCUGCACUUAGAGGGUAAAACACAAGAUGAAGGUAAUCUGUCUCCUUCUCCUCCCCCUAUUUCUGGCCCUGAUUCCACCCACACUGCCGCUGCUGCUGCUGCUGCUUCUCCUGCUCCUACUUCUGCUCUCGCUGCUGCUGCUGCAUCUGCUGGUGAAGGUGCCACACCCAGUGCUCUACCUGCUCCCUCCUCUGCUGACUCCGUUCCAACAGACCCUGACAGCGCCACCUCUCUGCCAGCCCACGCCACUCCCUCGCAACAGCCUGCUGCUGCUGAGGCACAUUAUCGUGGGCAUGAUCAGGAAGCUGCCAGUAGCAGCAGCAGCAGCAGGGAAGAGGCUUUGAGGCGCCUGCAGCAAGCUUCAGAGGCGGACAGUCGUGGGGGAGGUAGCAUUAUGGGGGGGAGUGGAGAGGGAGGUAGUAGCGGUAGUGGUGGCAGUGGUGGCAGUGGUGGCAGUGGUGGCAGUGGUGGCAGUGGUGGCAGUGACGGGGAAGCGCGGAAGUGUGUGGCUGUGGAUAAACCGACUGCUGGGUCCUUCCUUGUUGCUUCAGAGGACCUCAUCAGCUCUCCUAUGUUUGAGCGCACAGUCGUGCUAAUGCUCUCUCUCAACGACUCCGGUCCCAUUGGCCUCGUCCUCAACCGCCCACUCUCCUGGAAAUUCGUCUCCGGCGUGCAAGACUGGCUGCUCUCGCGCGUCUCCUCCGCACCGCUCUCCCUCGGCGGCCCUGUAAUCAACCCCACAAGCGCCUUCGCAGCCCUCACCCGCCGCUCUUCCUUUGCGGGGUUUCAAGAGGUGCUUCGGGGGGUUUAUUGGGGGACUAUGGCGCCGCUUGUGCGUGCCGUGGGAUUGAUUGACGCCGGAAUGACGUUCCCGGAAGAGUUUUGGUUCUUUCUGGGAGUGUCGAGCUGGGGGCCGAAGCAGUUGGAGGACGAGAUUAAGAACGGGUGGUGGUAUGUAGCGGAUUGUGAGCCGGAAAUGAUCCGAUGGCCGACUGAGUGGUCGGAGGAAGUGGAAGCGAGAUCGGGGGUUAGUGGUGGAGGUAAGGCGUCUGAUAAAGAAGCAGGAGGGGGAGGCGGAGGGGGAGGGGGAGGGCGCAAGGAGGCGGAGGCAAUUACUCGCGUGGGGUUCUGGGCGGACGUGGGGCUAACGGGGAUCAAGGGCGUGGCGGGAUGGCUGUCUGGUAGCGCUGCAAUCAUUGCUGAUGCCGCCCACUCCGUGUCCGACGUGGUGCUCAGCUGGGCAACCCUCUGGUCCGUGCAGGCAGCCUCUGUUCCCCGCGAUGCCAACCACCCCUAUGGCCACGGCAAGUUUGAGACAGUGGGGGCGCUAGGCGUGUCACUUCUCCUGAUCGGCACGGGAGGCGGCAUGGCAUGGCACGCGCUGCACCUGCUGCAGGACUUCCUCCCCGUCUCCCUCGACCUGCAUCAUCUGCUCACAUCUGACGCUGCUACUGUUGGGGGUGCUGCCGGUACAGCAGCUGCUGCUGGCGAUGCGGCAGGCUUGGCAGGAGCAGCAGGAGGAGGAGGAGGAGACGCAGGAGGAGUAGGAGGAGGGGGAGGAGCAGGGGCAAUGGGGCAUGGGCAUGCGCAUGGAAUUCUGGGGCAUGUGGCAGGAGGGCAAGAGUACAUGCCGUUGGCUCUUGCGGCAGCAGUGGCAUCCAUAGGGCUCAAAGAGAGCCUGUACUGGGCCACCAAGUGGGUGGCGGAUCGCUACGACAACCAUCUCAUGCGCGCCAAUGCAUGGCACCACCGCAGCGACUCCGUCUCUUCCUUUGCUGCGCUGCUGGGCGUGGGAGGAGCAAUGGCUGGCGUGCCGAUUCUCGACCCCCUCGCAGCUCUUUUUGUGGCUGCACUCAUCACCAAAGCAGGCGGCAGCAUUGCGUACCAGAGCAUUCAAGACCUUGUGGAUGUGGGGGUUUCUGAGAAGGUUCUUGAGCCCAUCAGAGCACAGAUCAUUGCGUCUCCUGGAGUGCUGGGCUGUCACAACCUGAGGGGCAGGCGCAUGGGGCCAUGGCUGCAUGUGGACGCGCACAUAGAGGUGGACCCAUCGCUCACAGUGAGAGCAGCGCACGACAUAGCACUGGCUGCACGGGACCAUCUGCAGCACCACUUCCCCUCCAUCACAGAAGCCCUCUUCCACAUAGACCCAGCAGACGGCAGGGCGCCAUCCCCUCUGCAUCCCACCUGCCCCCUUAACCCGCAAGCCUGGGUCCAAGGGCAGUUAAAUCCCACCGCACCGCCUUCUCCUGCUGCUACUUCUGCUGACGGUUCUGCUGACACUGUCCCCCACAAGGAGCAGUCUCAGGACCAAGACAGUGCUGGGCCGUCGUUGCACCGUCCAUCACCCUCCCACUGA